Molecule: messenger RNA, 1527 nt
Organism: Fusarium musae
Lineage: Eukaryota; Fungi; Ascomycota; Sordariomycetes; Hypocreales; Nectriaceae
Exons: 2
Coding region: 1-1527 (508 amino acids)
Source: RefSeq, a predicted model, not a curated record
AUGGGUGCUACUCAGUACUAUCGCUCUCAGAUUGGCGAAGAGUCCGUCAUCGACUACUCUCAUACCGACUUUCCCUUCAAGCUUCUCGCCAAAGACGUAUACUAUUUCUUCGUCUAUGUAUGGGCACUGCCAUGGGUCAUCUGGCCCGUCUAUCCCUUCAAAUGCAAGGUUUUCGAUGAGCUCUAUCCAUCCCCUCAGAACGUAUUCUGCGUUGUCGUCCACUUGGUUCUCUUCUUCCUGCAGCUAGGGUUCAUCAUAGCCCUGCCAUUCUCCGUUGUGUUUCCAGUCUGGAUGGCGGCAACAGGUAUUGCUGGGUUCAUGUUUACCAACUGGCUCAUCUGCAAGCUUCUCAAUGGUAGUAAGGAAACUUAUACCUCGGAUGAAAAGUACGCCAAGGCUCGGCCUGAGCACGCCCAUGAACAAUGGGUUUUCUUGAACGGCGUCGCUGUUGGAGAACAUUGGAUGCAGUCGAAUUUGAACCGGCUUGCACUGACCUUUGGCCGGCCUAUCCUUGGUAUUCACAACCAGACUCGCGGAAUAAUAUUUGAUGUUGUUGAAUGUCUGAUACAGCGCAAUUUUGGCUACGCGACUGGGGAUAUCAGAAUUUGCUUCAGACUUCUCAAAGACAUCCUAUAUGAUGAAAGCAAAUCCAAAGUCGUCUUCGUGCUACACUCCCAAGGAGGAAUCGAGGGAGGUCUGGUUCUCGAUUGGUUGCUCCAGGAGCUGCCACAAGAUCUAAUGUCUAAACUCGAGGUUUAUACCUUUGGAAACGCAGCCAAUCACUUCAACAAUCCUCAUCGUCAUCGGUCUUCGCAGAUGCUGGCUCGUCUCAAGCCCCUAUCUGCGAUGAGCACCGUUCUUACCGAGUCCUCUUUCGACUCUCCUUCUAGCAGCCCACUCGAAGCUAAGGAUGACCUGGCCCUAAAGACUCGCAAUCCGGUCAGGAAAGAAUCUUCUGGCGUGUCGACUCGAUCUAUUUCCGCUGCCAAAGACAGGUGUAUCUUGCAUGUGGAGCACUAUGCCAAUAGUACAGAUUUUGUUGCCAUAUGGGGCAUACUGCAUUUUGCAACGAACAGGAUGGAAUCGCGAGAACUCCCACGGUUUCAGGGGCGAUUGUUCUCUCGGGCAGAUGGCCGCCACGGUGGCCACCAGAUGAAUCAGCAUUACCUAAACGCCAUGUUCCCUUUGAAGAAGGAUGCUGAGACUGGAGAGUAUGUGGGAGCUGAUGAAGACAAUGAAUUCAUGAAUGAAGCCAUCAAGGUCGGUGAAGAAGGCAGUGCCUCUGCCAACGCGAGAGAAGCCUUCGAAAUAUCAUGGGCUGGGACGCAGGGAUUUGGGUCUGGCGAUGCUUCAACUCCGAUUGAGGUUCAUGGGAUCUCAAACAAAAUCAAGGAGGCUAGUGACGACCACGGAAUCCGUGUGAAAGAUGUGAGUCGUUUGUGGAGUUACAGAAAUGGCCGGAGUCCUGUAGAGUUACCCCCAAUGCUUGUCUCUGAGAACGGUGUGCCUAGAACAGCAACUCUAUGA